Molecule: messenger RNA, 447 nt
Organism: Aspergillus terreus NIH2624
Lineage: Eukaryota; Fungi; Ascomycota; Eurotiomycetes; Eurotiales; Aspergillaceae
Product: MAPEG family protein
Exons: 2
Coding region: 1-447 (148 amino acids)
Cellular component (GO): membrane
Source: RefSeq, a predicted model, not a curated record
AUGUCUUCUCUUAUCGGCCUGGACGGCACCCAGCUUCUCAAACCACUCGUUGCCUUGGCAGGAUGGACCUUUGUGCAAGAAACAUGGAUGUAUGCGACUCGAAUUCCUGCCAUCUACAAGUACAACGUCAGCUUUGACGAGGACAAAGUCAAGCAUGACAAGCAUACCAAGAUUCCGCUCAAGGUCCAACGCAAGGCCGAUAACUACAACAACCUGCACGAGCAGCCGCAAGUCUUCUACGCCAUCGCGAUUGUCUUGACCCUGCUGGGUGACACCAACGACUACACCUACCGGCUUGCGUGGUCCUACACGGGAAUGCGGAUUGCCCACAGCCUGUUCCACAAUUUGGUCAAUGAGCCAAAUGGACGCUUUGCUCUUUUCACCACCAGCUCAGUGAUCCUUCUGGGGCUUACUGCAAGGGCUGCCUCUUUGCUGUUCUGCAAGUGA